Trichoplusia ni (cabbage looper) is the source of this 4670-nucleotide messenger RNA. RefSeq names its product TBC1 domain family member 5 (gene TBC1D5). Gene Ontology annotation, biological process: activation of GTPase activity. The record is from RefSeq and is a predicted model, not a curated record. Lineage: Eukaryota; Metazoa; Arthropoda; Insecta; Lepidoptera; Noctuidae. Gene Ontology annotation, molecular function: GTPase activator activity. The coding region runs from base 187 to 1809 and encodes 540 amino acids. The transcript has 13 exons.
ACGUCACUGUCAAAUGUCACGAAAAACAGAAUAUUUAUUGUAAUCUGUGAUGUUAUCACAUUGAUAAACUCGGGAAAUAGAUUAAAAUCAAACAAUAUUUUAAAACACAGAAACUAAUAUACUCCUGUGCCUUUUAUAUAUUUGAGUGAUACAGUGAUAAAAUGUGUUGAUAUAACUCAUACAAUAAUGGACCACAAUAGUGCUGGUAGUUCUCCGAAUACUCCGUCGAAGAAGUAUAGCGAGGUCUCAGAUUAUCAGUUGGAGUUACCAGCAUGGAGUGUAGAGAACCUGAAGGCCAUAGCUAUACAUCAGAGACUGCCUCGACCUCGCAGCCUGGCGUGGGCCAUCCUACUACAAUCCCUGCCACCUCCAAACAUGGAUAUGGUAUCAAGCUUAAAGACACAUAGAAACUAUUACAAUGACUUGAGUUCAAAGCUAUCUAUGGACCCGAGAGCUGUGAUUGGAGACGACCCACUGUCACAAGAUGAUGAGAGUGUAUGGAAACAACAUUUCUGCGAUAAUGAGCUGAAAACCCUGAUACUGCAGGAUGUCGUCAGGACAUUCCCUGAGGAGUUGUACUUCAGGGAUAAAGAAGUUCAGGAUCUGAUGGUCCGCAUCUUAUUCUUCUGGGCACGUUCUCAUUCAAACGUGGGUUAUAGACAAGGUAUGCACGAAAUCCUAGCGCCAUUGCUCUUCGAGUUGUAUCUAGAUCGAAAGUUCGCGCCUGAUGAUAUUGGGGAAAAAUUGAAGUGUAUAUUAAAGGAAGAUUGUUUAGAACAUGAUAGCUACAUGCUCUUCAGUGCAAUAAUGAAAGGUUUAGAGAGAUUUUAUACUACGGGUGAUAUCGUGCCAACCUCGUGCGGGAGACUACCCACUUCUAAAAUGGCUCACAAUCCAAACGAGGUAGUAAGAUAUUUGGAUAAAGUGAGAGACGAGUAUCUGAUGCCUCUGGAUCUGGAGCUGUCAACACAUUUAGUACAAUGCAAUAUAUCUAUGGAACUCUUCGGAAUUCGAUGGCUACGACUGUUAUUCGGGCGGGAGUUCCCUCGGUCAGAAAUACCCAAUUUAUGGGGGUUCCUGUUCGCCGACGGACCAAUGCUACCGAACCUGCAUUAUGUCAUAGUCGCCAUGUUGAUAUCAAUGAGGACCACACUGUUAGACCCAGACCCAGGUGUGAUCCUAUCAGCAUUAAUGCGGCCUGUAUGUCUGUGUGUGGGCCACGUCUGUGCCCUCGCGUUACAUCUCUGCAGCCCACUUGAAUACCCACGACCGCCUGCAAGGGAACACUUGGUUAAUCAUAACCACUUAGCCGCUGAAAACACAAAGGACUGGAGUAUUGAGCAGGUCCCGUCGGAGGUCCGGCAGGGCCCCGGGCCGGGCGCGGACGACUCCGGGUCGGAGGGCGUGGCGGAGGGCGCGGACGUGGCGCGCGAGCUGGCGGCGCUGGCGCUGCUGCGCGCGCAGCUGCCGCCCGCCGCCGCCGCGCUCGCGCACGCGCUGCCGCGGCCCCCGCCCAGCGUGCAGCAGCCGCUGCAGCAGAUACUGCAGCUUGCAGCCCUCCUGCAAUGCCGCAACCAUGCCCUAAUUGAUGUGGAGACAGCGCUUGAAGCGGCAGAAGGUCAAUCAACCGAGAAGGGAGGCCGUCGACAGCUGGUCCCCGUCGCCAUGAUCAACCGACGGGACACAGGGAAACAGGUAAUCAAACCCGUCAGCAAGGUCAAAGAAGUGCCACUUAAAGUGUUCCAUCAAGGCGAAAGCCAACCUAGUGAUCUUCCGUGCUUGGACCCCUUAAGGCUAAGGACAGAAUGACUAAGGACUAAAAUUAUGUUGUAUAGUUAUUAUCAUUAAUUGAACUGAAUAAGUGCGGUUUGAUGGUGUUUUCAAUGUAGCAGUGAUUAAAAUGACAAAACAGUAAUUGAAUUAAAACAGUUUCGCUCAGACCAUGCAUUGGUCCUUGUCGGCAAAUUGCCAAAAGCUACACAGUUAUAAGUGCUGAAAUCGUAUUUUUUUUUUGUAAGGUGCAAUAAUAACUAGUCGACCGAUUCGUACCGAAAGCACGUGAAGAUUAACAAUCCUACACAAGUACACAACCGCAUCAAAAAGGGUGUUCAUUUUCAAUUUUACAACCCCAGUUGAAAAUACUGGCAACCCAUUAGCUGUAACACUCAUAGGCCAUUGUAAAAAAUAUUUGUAAAACAGAGUUUCUGUGGGUCAUGAAUAUUAUAAAUACAAUAAUUCUUCAAGAAACAAAAUACAUUUGAAGUAAUGAAAUUAUAAUAAUAUUAUUAUUCAAAAUAUUGAUACUCAGUUACCAUAAAUGUUAAGUACAAAAGAGGUGGUUUAUUGAAUGAAUUAGUCACUGCUCACUUUUAACUAUUCAGUGUGUUGCCAAUAAAAAAAUGACAAAGUACAUAUCUAACUAAUUUAUGUAUCUGGUCAGACUAUAAAGCUCAAUUUCUAAAUUUGAAUAAGUGUUUAGGUUAUAAAUAUAUUUUUAAAUUACGUCUUAUAAAGCAUGUAAAAUCUUUAACGUCAUUUAAGAUUAAGGCGAAAGCUGUUUCUGCCCUUCGUGGUAUUAUGUCGCAACCUGAGACUUGCCAUCAUCUUGACCAGUACUUUUGUAUUUGUCGGAAAGAGACAACACUACGCUAUUUAGUGCGCUAUCUUCCUUCUACAACUACAUCAAUCUUGCUUUAGAAGAUGAUAGUAGGAAGAUCAUUCUUUGAAUAUCUUUAGUAAAGUUUCAUUUGGGUAUACAUAAUCAUCAAAAUUAUUUUAAGUUUGAUCAUAAGAAGGUGACGUGAUGUUUCGAAUCUUUGUUUUUUAAAUAUUGCACUAUUUCUAAAGUAGCUCGUCAUUUUUAAUAGAAGUCAAGAAUGUUGGUAUGUUAUAAGUCUAAUAUAAUUAAUUAACAAGUAGUAUAAUCUUGGUAUCUAGGAAAUUUAAUGUUUUAAAACGUAAUAUACCUUUAAUGUAAUUAUUCUAUGCGUAUUGUUGGUUCUUAAGGGUGCAUUUAAUUAUAAAAUCAAUUUUUUCGCUCCAUUUUUAAACGUUCACGAUUCUGUAGUACUCGCAAAAUUGGUUAAUUGAUGGAAUGCGAAAAGGAUAAAGAAAAGAAUAAUGAUCUACCCUCUUGCUAAUAUGUUAUAAAUACUAGGUUCAAUAAUUGCAAGUACAACAGAAUUAAAACCAUGAUAAUCUAAUGUGAUUUUUCUAGUUGUAAGAUGUAUAAAAUACUCUGAUUUAUAAAUUACGUGAAUCGAACAAUUACUUAUGUUAAAUUAAACGUUUCACGAACGUUCAUUGAACGUUUUACCGAAACAAACCAACUGACUUUUCAAGGUGAAAAUAUUGUUAAUUUUAUUCUUGAACGUGCUUGUAAACUAGCAAUAGAAAUGAACUUGAUAAUAUUAGGACUACACGUUUCAUUUAUUUAUUUUUAUACGAAACAGAAAUUAUAUUAUGGAAUAUUAUUUAUCUGUAUUACAGUAUUUAUUCUCUACAGUAUUCCAUGUACAUAAAAUCCGUUAUAUCUCUAUAACACUGUGUAAUGUCAAUUUAUGGAUCGACUAUUAACUCUCUUGUAGGUGCAACAGGGCCAACAGGUAGAUUUCUGGAGGCCCACGGCCGCUUCUUAAAGUAUUAUUAUACAGUUGUGGAAAAGAGACGGCAACAUUACACUACAUAGAGCGCCGUCUUUUUCCUAUAAUCUUACAUUUAGAGGCGGUGGCAGGCCCCUAAGAACAUCAAAACUGUACCUCAGAAUUCGGAGAUAAAUAUUGGCGUAAAAUGAUUUUAUAUUUAACUUUAUACUCAAAUUCAUAUUAAGUAACAUAAGAAUAUAAAAUUAAGUAUCUUCUAUAUGGAUUACGAAUCUAUGUAAAACUGUCUAAAAGGGAUUAAAUUGUUCAUUAUUGUAAGUUAAUUUAAGCUUAUACUAAGCCAAAAUAUUUAAGUAAGCCAUGUGUGUAUGCCCAAGUUCAAAACUAAGUGAUUUAUUUAAACAAAUCAGAAAUAGUUUGAUAAAAAAUGCGAUUUCAAUUAAAGACAACUGUAUUGUAAAAAAUAAUAGAAAGCGCUUUUAAUUGCCCUGCCUUUUUAAAUCAUAGUAAAAAGUUGGUCAUUGAUAGAUAUGCUAAAAGUUUUACUUAAUAUUUUGUUUCAAAGCAUAACAGGUAACAGGUACAAAAUAGACAUUACAACUAAACUGUUAAAUUGAAUGUGUAGUGUAAUAAUAUAAUCGCUGAAACAGUAUCCACCGCAAUACGAAGCGAAGUAACUAAACGUGGUUCCAAUAUUAAUAUGCAUAGAUUAUAUAUAUUUUGAAUAAACACUACUACUAAAUUGUAAAAUUGAACGCGUAGUGUAAUAUAUAAUAUAAUCGCUAAAACAGUAUCCAUCGCAAUACGAAGCGAAGUAACAAACGAAAUAAACGUGGUUUGAAUAUAUUAAGCAUAGAUUUUAUAUAUUUUGUGAUAGUGCUUGUUAUGUAUUGAAUGUUUAAAUAAUAUUGGCUGUUAUCAUAGUGAGUUUUGUACAAUGGGACAUAGUGCAAGAUAAGUGUAUAUAUGCUCUUUAGAUUUAAGCCAAAGAACAACUAUAUUAUACGUAUAUAUGGUAUGUAUUGGGCCAUUUAAAUUUUGAUUAAAGAAUAUUUUUUUGCCAAUUAC